CCUCCCAGCAGCGAGUGUCGACUCAGGGGACCGGUGAAGGGGCGGCAGGAGUGAACCGGUGCACCCCGAUGAGACGCCACCUCCACCCGGCCUGGAGUGGACCAAUCCCCGCAGGGAGAAGAGGUCGUCAGCGUAGGUCCGGCUGGAGAGACACCUCAUCUCGCCCUCCAACUCAGCCGUCAGUCGGAGCACAGGCCGCUUGAAGAGACCACCUUGUCCAAGGUAGCAUUGCAGCCGCAUGCAUCAUCCCGGCCAAGGAUCUCCAGACGUUCACUGAAUCCUCUCCAUGCAGGAAGAGGGUGUCAUAAGGGGCUAGCUGUGGGAGCACAUGAGUCACUUCGGAGGGAUGGAUGAUGUAACGGCGUCUGGGUCACAGUCUUCCAGCAGACUAUGGCGCUAAGUGGACCAACAGAGUGGAAAAAAGUGCAUUCUUGCUGCCUCUUUUAUUGACUUUACCAAAGAACGCAACCAGGUCAGCAGAGGGUGGUUUAUAAUGACCUCACACUGAUAAGUAGCACGGCAAUGGAACUUAAUCGCAUAUGGACUCGUAUCGCUGUGGCCGGAGUGUGUGAGGUUACAUGAGUUUUGGAUUUCAAUCCGAGAGGUGACUUUUGAUGCAAGACGCAACCAUGUUGCGCCGUGGACUACUCGCCUGGGUGUCCCGUGUGGGAGGAGUGCUUGUGCUCCUCUGUUGCUCCUUGUCGCUCCUCUAUGCGAUGACCUGCCGUCCCUUGCACUCAGAUGACCCUCAGCGGAGUCACGCCUUACCCCACGCCAGCCCGAACCAGUUGGGAGGUACAAGGCCCGCGGUUGGAGCAGGAGUUGCUGGCACUGGACGAGUUGGCUCCGCGCAAAGCGGAGGACCCCCGGCGGUGCAAUCCUACCAAGCACUCCUACAAGAACGCGAGGAGCAAUACCGCCUCCAUAUCUCUUCCCUAAAGAAGCAGAUUGCUCAGCUGAAAGAGGCUUUGCAGGAGCGCAGCCAGCAGAUACGAGGUGUUCAAGAUAGUUUGAAAAGGGCCGCGGGGUCCCCAGAAGAGGGGCACGGUAUUCAAGGAGGCGGUCUUGGAGAUGCUCAUGGGGCCAAAAGUCAGCAAACGGACCUCCAGGACUUUCUCAAAAGCCAGCUUUCCAAAGCCGAAGUGACGACAGGAGCCAGGUUUCCAAGCGAGUAUUCGGCGGUCCCCUUUGAGAGCUUCACGCUGCAAUGGGUCUACCAGCUGGAGAUGGGGCUAAGUCGUGAGCCCAAGGAGAAGCCUGUGAGGAAGGACAAGAGAAACGACCUGGGAGAGGUGCUGGAGACAGCUCUGCACAGCCUCAACGCGCCAUUGGCCCAGCAGGACGGCAAAAGUAGCAAAGUCUAUGUGCCGUCUGACUUCAUUGAAGGCAUCACGCGCAUAGAGAAGGACAAAGGCACACUGUAUGAACUGACCUUCCAAGGGGACUACAGUCACGAAUUCCGACGCCUGGUCCUCUUCCGGCCCUUUGGACCGCUGAUGAAGGUGAAAAACGAGAGGGUGGACACGGGCCACGUGGUCAUCAACAUCGUCGUGCCGCUGUAUCGCCGCACUGACAAGUUCAAGCGGUUCAUGCACCAUUUCAGGGAAGUCUGUAUACGCCAGGAUGGCCGAGUCCAUCUUACAGUGGUGUAUUUCGGGAAAGAGCAGAUGAACGAAGUCCGCAGCAUUCUGGAAAACACGGCGAGGGAGGCCAACUUCAAAAACUACACCCUACUGCAGCUGGACGAGGAGUUUUCCAGAGGCCGGGGUCUGAACGUCGGGGCACAAGCAUGGAAGGGCGGCAAUGUGUUGCUCUUCUUCUGCGACGUGGACGUCUACUUCACCGCCGACUUCCUGACUUCCUGCAGGCUCAACGCUCAGUCCGGUAAAAAGGUGUUCUACCCGGUCUUGUUCAGCCAGUAUAACCCCAAACUGAUCUACGGCAGCCCGGAGCACAUCCCACCAGUGGAGCAACAGCUGGUGAUGAAGCAACACACGGGCUUCUGGAGGGAUUUCGGCUUCGGCAUGACCUGCCAGUACAGGUCGGACUUCAUCAACAUAGGUGGUUUUGACGUUAACAUCAAAGGCUGGGGAGGCGAGGACGUCCACCUGUACAGGAAGUACUUGCACAGUGACCUGCUGGUCGUGAGAGCGCCUUCGCGAGGCCUCUUCCACCUGUGGCACGAGAAGCAAUGCGCCGACGAGCUGCCGCCGGAUCAAUACCGCAUGUGCAUGCAGUCCAAGGCCCUGAACGAGGCCUCGCACGGCCAGCUCGGGAUGCUGCUGUUCAAGCACGAGAUGGACGCUCACCUUCGCAAGGAGAAACAAGCUCGGCUCAAGAAGACCUGAAAGGCUCCAUAGAGGACAUUUUCCCCAAACCUCCGCUUUUUGUCCACAGAAGGAAUCUCAGGAGUGUAAAACGUCUCAAACACAGGACCGUUUUUUUCCCCUACAGGCAAUAAACUACACAUCAGGAGCAACAUUUCGGGGCGUUUACUACUGUACAAAGAUCAGGACUGUACUGUCUUUUUAAACCGGGUGCCUUUUCCAAACAGUCUCCUCACAACCACAAGCCGGACUUGGAGAUGGCUUUCAUACGUGAGGAAGUACCACCACCUCGUGGGCUGAAAGUGAACAAACAAUGAAGGAUAUCUUUUAAAGCCUUGUAAAGCUUGUUUGGGUUUUUUUUAGGUAUAACUUAAUACUUAUGACAUUAAUUCUCUAUAGCAGGGGUCACCAACCUUUUUGAAACCAAGAGCUACUUCUUGGGUACUGAUUAAUGCAAAGGGCUACCAGUUUGACACACACUUAAAUAAAUUGCCAGAAAUAGCCAAUUUGCUCAAUUUACCUAUAUAUAUUUAUAUAUAUAUAUAUGUCCAGACAGAAAUACCCAUAUAUAUAUAUAUACAUAUAUAUAUAUAUAUGGGUAUUUCUGUCUGUCAUUCCGUCAUACAUUUUUUUUCCUUUGACAGUAGGUUUUUUUGUAUAGAAUAAUGAAAAAUACACUUAAUUGAACGGUUUAAAAGAGGACAAAACAGGGAAAAAAAUUAAAAUUUAAUUUUGAAACAUAGUUUAUCUUCAAUUUCGACUCUUUAAAACUCAAAAUUCAACCAAAAAAAAGAACAGAAAAACCAGCUAAUUUGAAUCUUUAUGAAAAAAUUCAAAAAAGAAUUUAUGGAAAAUCAUUAGUAAUUUUUCCUGAUUAAGAUUAAUUUUUGAAUUUUGAUGACAUGUUUUAAAUAGGUUAAAAUCCAAUCUGCACUUUGUUAUAAUAUAUAACAAAUUCGACCAAGCUAUAUUUCUAACAAAGACAAAUUAUUAUUUCUUCUAAAUUUUCCAGAACAAAAUGUUUAAAAGAAAUUCAAAAGACUGAAAUAAGAUUUAAAUUUGAAUCUACAGAUCUUCUAGAUUUGCCAGAAUAUUUUUAUUUUAAUCAUAAUAAGUUUGAAGAAGUAUUUCACAAAUAUUCUUUGUCGAAAAAGCAGAAGCUAAAGUGAAGAAUUAAAUUAAAAUGUAUUUAUUAUUCUUUACAAUAAAAAAAAAUAAUUACUUGAACAUUGAUUUAAAUUGUCAGGAAAGAAGAGGAAGGAAUUUAAAAGGUAAAAAGGUAUAUGUGUUUAAAAAUCCUAAAAUCAAUUUUAAGGUUGUAUUUUUUCUCUAAAAUUGUCUUUCUGAAAGUUAUAAGAAGCAAAGUAAAAAAAAAAAAAUGAAUUUAUUUAAACAAGUGAAGACCAAGUCUUUAAAAUAUUUUCUAGGAUUUUUCAAUUCUAUUAUAGUUUUGUCUCUCUUAGAAUUAAAAAUGUCGAGCACAGCGAGACCAGCUUGCUAGUCAAUAAAUACAAUUUAAAAAUAUAGGCAGCUCACUGGUAAGUGCUGCAAUUUGAGCUAUUUUUAGAACAGGCCAGCGGGCUUAUUCUUAAACAGAAUUUUAAAAAGAGAAAUGUGGAGAUUGUUACUAUGACAUAACCGCCUUUUUUCAAAUACUUUAAUUAUUUAAAAUUCGCUAUCAAAGUUUGUUUGUCACUGAAUUGUGGAUCAAUAAAACAGCAUUGACGUUGACCUAAAGGGAUAAUUCAGGUAUUUCAAGUCUAUUAGGGAAAACAAUUAUGACAAUUUGACCAGAAAAAAAUUAUAUUUCACACUUACGGAUAUUGAAUUAUUUUUCUAAAACAAUGACCAUGUUUAAAAAAUACCUGAAUUAUCUUUCCUCUGGUCAGAAUUUACCUUUUGAUGUUAUAUUGUUUUACGUUAUUCCAAACAAAUGUGAUAUUGUUUUAUAUAUUUACAAUACAUUAGUAUUUCUGAGUCAUUUAGUAAGCGUAACCUGACUGCCAGGUUUUUCCACUCAAGUUUUUUUUUUAUUAUUAUGUUCACAAUAUUGGAAUUGUGAAACUGCAAAUACGACAUGUGAUAUUUUGGCGAGCAAAAAAUAAUUGUCUGUUAGCCGAACGCCUCCCUAGGGAGGUGUUUCGGGCAUGUCCGAAAAAGUAGGAGGCCACGGGGAAGACCCAGGACACGUUGGGUAGACUAUGUCUCCCUGCUGGCCUGGGAACGCCUCGGAAUCCCCCGGGAGGAGCUAGACAAAGUGACUGGGGAGAGGGAAGUCUGGGCAUACCUGCUUAGGCUGCUUCCCCCGCGACCUGACCUCGGAUAAGUGGAAGAAGAUGGAUGGAUGUUUUUUUUUUUACAUACAUUAAUUUUUUUUUGCACUUGUACUUUACUUUUUUCCACCCAUCAGUUACUGAGCAGAUGCUGAACAUUUAGGGGUAUUGUUUGUUUAAUAUGGCUAUAGAUGAAUGGCUUGGUCUUGAAAUGUGCACACAUGGUGCUUGACCAAAGAUUUAAAAGAUUUGAAAUGACAUUUUUUCCACUCAAUCUAUACAACUUUAAUAAAAUAUGUACUGUUCAGGUAUCAGUUUGUGUGCUUUUAUCAACACUGUGUUGGAUCAACAGGCUUCAUAUCCUUAAGCACAUUGGCAUUUUAAUAAAGCCUAUAUUUAACGUGUGUGGGGGGGGGGGGGGGGCAAGGAAACAGUAUUAAUACAGACAUGACUCAUCAUUACUGUUUUAGACUUCUGCGUUGUUUUCUUUUUUUUUUUUUAUGUCUUCAGUGUUUCUUCCUGUCCAGCGGUUCUAUUUUAGUUCCUCUUCCUGCUUUUGGUCUGAUUUUUUUUUUGUGUGACUUUCCUACUGUUUUCCUCACCUGUCCCUGAUUUCUAAUCAGGAGGAUAAUCCGCCUGUGUUUAAUGUUUUUUUUUUUUCCUUACCUUGUUUUUGUCACAUGUUUAUUUCCCAAUGAAUUACUGCUGUAGCCACUGGUGCUUCCUCAUUUUUGGUACCUAAUAAAAAAGGACGUUCUACUUACA
Messenger RNA from Nerophis ophidion (straightnose pipefish), 5365 nucleotides. It is a transcript of the gene csgalnact1a, whose product is annotated as chondroitin sulfate N-acetylgalactosaminyltransferase 1a. Gene Ontology annotation, molecular function: glucuronosyl-N-acetylgalactosaminyl-proteoglycan 4-beta-N-acetylgalactosaminyltransferase activity. The record is from RefSeq and is a predicted model, not a curated record. The coding region runs from base 615 to 2348 and encodes 577 amino acids. The transcript is spliced from 9 exons. NCBI's taxonomy places the organism in Eukaryota, Metazoa, Chordata, Actinopteri, Syngnathiformes, Syngnathidae. Gene Ontology annotation, cellular component: Golgi cisterna membrane.